AUGUCCACAAUUCCUGAACUCUACAACGAAAAGUGCCAUUGUGCUGGAUGUAGUCAGAACGAUCUUGGCUAUAGUUUUGUUGCUAGAAGAACUGCUCAACGUCAUAACAAAAGAGCAAGACUAAAUGCCAUAAGAUGUGAAAGGGACAUGUCUACCCAAAGAAAUAUGAUGGAGGUCGAUGAUGAAUAUAAGAUAUUAACCAAGUGUUAUAUUCUAAAUGUAUCUAUCUUAACCCAUCAACCCGGAGCCCUGGAAGAAUCGUACACUCAGACAAACUCACCUGUUUGGGAAGGAGCUUCAAUGUCUGACACUGAAGACGUUUCCGUUACUAAUGAUGCGAUCAGCAAUGGCAACAAUGAUGACAGUGGAAGCAACAGCAAUGAAAUCAGUGAAGACGAAAGCGAAGACAAUGUUAUUGAGCUUGACAACAAUGAAUUGAAUAGUGAAGACCCUUUUGCCACUCCCGAUAUGCCCCAGAACCCAGUGCACAGGUUCAUUGCUACUUUUGUGGUGAUGUUCGCUUCCCGCUAUGUGGUUGACAAGGGUGCCAUUGCCUUGAUCGAGUUCAUCAACAAGCUUUUGACAAUUUAUGAGCAGGAUUUCCAACUGCCCUUGAGCCUUCCUGGUCUUCAGCGCAUGACAGGUUUCUCAGCCAUGACCAAAGGCAUAAAGAAAUUUGUUGUGUGUCAGGAUUGUCACAAGGUGUACAAAGAAAGUGCAUCUGUCCCGUCUCAUUGCAAUUUCGUAAAGCUUGGUGCACACUCGUCUUGCAACUGCCAAUUGACAAAAACAUCAGCAUCGGGUGCUUUGGUAGCCAAGUGUUCAUACUUGUACCAAUUGAUGAAUCAUUGGAUCAAAGACGAAGACAUUCAAGAUGGUGAUUUUGCAGUAAUGCAGAAGACUGCAGAAACAAUGAUUGUGCCUGGUGAAUACACCUCUUUGAACUCGAAAAUAGGAAAGCAGUUUUCGUAUAUGAAGGCAGAUGAGUGGAAGUCAUGGGUGCUCGUAUACUCACCAGUUCUGUUGAAAGAUGUUCUUGCAAAAGACAGAUUCAAAAACUGGAUUAACUUUGUUGAUGCAUGCCGCCUGUUGAUUAAGCCAACAAUCACGUUCGAUGAAGUCAACACUGCCCAUCAGUUCCUUCAAACUUUUUGCACCAGAUGUGACGAGCUGUACAACGCCAAAAUCCUCAUCUGUAAUAUGCACCUACACCUCCAUCUUCGAGAUACAUUUCGUGAUUUUGGACCAGUGUACGGUUAUUGGCUAUUUGGGUUCAAGCGGUUUAAUGGGUUGUUAAAAAUUUUGAAGACAAACAGGAAGAUUGGGUUUGAAGAAACAUUUAUGAAGAAAUUUAUUGAAGAUGUGCACAAAGACGAUCUUGUCAACAGUUUCCUUCAGAGUACCCGCCAGACAUCUGCAUUUCCUCUCCUUACCAAACCCACUUCUUCCUUUACACCCGCCACCAUUCCAUCCAUCCGUCAACAUACCUUCCGCAUACAGUCAUUUGUCGAGGCUUCUGAAGAUCCAAAUGUACUUGUAAAAGGCAACGAACCUCUCCCUCCUUCCACAUUCCCUCUAUCAUUAAAAUCCGCUACCACAAUGAGUGACAUUCACUAUGUUCAUCUCUUACAAUACUACAAAGUUGUGUACAACAAUGAACAAUUAGUUCACUUUCAACAAGUGUUGGAAUCACCAUACUUUGUUGACAAUACAAUCACCCUGUUGAAAUACAUCAACAUCCUUGGGCAGGUCUACAAGGGUAAAGGUGAAUCUGGAAGUCGUGGCUCUCUUGUACAAGCAAAGUUCAUUGGAAGUACUGGUGAGCAUAUCAUUGCAUACACGGGUCAAAUACAGUACAUUUUCAUCCAUUCUUUCACUCCUCCACCCACCUCUUCAUCCCUUACUCCCUUGCUCCGCACCCAUUGCCGCCCAACACAACUUCUUCACAAUUCUCAACAUACUUUUGCAUUUAUCAAAUGGUACACACCCAAAAAUGAUAAAUCGCGAGAGUACGAACACGUUGAAACCUGCUUUCCAACAUUUUCUCCUGACGAUUUCCAAUGUGUAUUGCCAGUGCAUAGAAUUAUGUUAGAAGUAGCAACUGCUGAGCACACAACACGCAGAAAAGUAAAAAAGAUGCUGGUCAUUCCUUUGCCAAAAAAACAAUAUAUUUAA
Messenger RNA from Phycomyces blakesleeanus NRRL 1555(-), 2175 nucleotides. RefSeq lists its product as hypothetical. The coding region runs from base 1 to 2175 and encodes 724 amino acids. Lineage: Eukaryota; Fungi; Mucoromycota; Mucoromycetes; Mucorales; Phycomycetaceae. The record is from RefSeq and is a predicted model, not a curated record. The transcript has 5 exons.